This is a messenger RNA of Priapulus caudatus, 1915 nucleotides long. RefSeq names its product digestive organ expansion factor homolog. The record is from RefSeq and is a predicted model, not a curated record. NCBI's taxonomy places the organism in Eukaryota, Metazoa, Priapulida, Priapulimorpha, Priapulimorphida, Priapulidae. The coding region runs from base 24 to 602 and encodes 192 amino acids. The transcript is spliced from 3 exons.
GGGGCAACAGCCGCAGUCCUACGAUGCAGGGUAGCCCUACGCUGUACGGAGAGACGCUGAACCAGAGCCUGCAGCAGGCGCUAGCCGAGAGCAACCUGCCCCUCCUGAACAGCGCGGCCACCCCCGCAGAGAUGCACCUCGCAAUGGACCGGUCCAGCAACGACUCGAUGCCCGAGGACUUGAGCACUGGAUCCUCGGACAUGCACAUCAAGCAGGAGCGCGACCACGCCGAGAGGCUGCGUCGCCACGGUUACGACGCCGACAGCCACGCCUACUACGGAGCGAAUGGAGGCGAGGAGACUAACGACGAUGACGACGACGCGCCCGUCUCGUUAGUGCAGCGCAUGGAGCCGCCGCGCCCGCGCUCGCAGUCUCCCGUCGUCGAGGAGCCAGCGGGAGAGUACCCUCAGCACCCGGACUACCAGCGCAUCGUGGGGGAAUACGUACACCCCACCGAGUACCCCAUAGACGACCACGUAGAGGACGAAGAAGAAGAGGAGGAGGAGGAGGAGGAGGAGGAAGAGGAGGAAAGAUCCCUGGGAGAGAGGCCAGGACCGGGGGCGGGCAUCCUGGAGGAGGCGGCGCUCGGCGAAGCGUCGUAGUCGCCGGAAAGCUGCGUCGCCGCGGCGACAACGACGAGCGCGAGAGGAGAUGUGCGCGCGUGCGAAGACGACCCCCGUGAACUUUGAACUUUGAACUUUGAAUGAACCCAGUGACCAUUUUGUUCGGGAUGUUGUGUCGGAUGCGAUCCACACCUUUGUUUUCGUUUUGCGCGAGCUUCGUAAGGAAGGAGGAGAACCGUAAGGGAUGCGAUAAGGAGCUCUGUAAGAGAAGAGGAGCACCGUAAGGGAUGCAGCAAGGAGCUCCGUAAGGGAUGUGAUGAUGAGCUCCGUAAGGGAUGCAGUAAGGAGCUCCGUAAGGGAUGCAGAGAAGAACACCAUAAGGGAUGCAGUCAGGAGCACCGUAACGGAUGCAGAGCUCUGUAAGGAACUGAUGAGCUCCGUAAGGGGCAGUAGGGAGCACCAUAUAAGGACAGUUAAUGCUCCAUUAUUGGACAAUGCAUGACAACGGUUAGAGAGCGGCAAGAGCUCCCUAAGGGAGAGGUGUCGGCCGCAGAAAAGGGGGACGAAAGGAGCUCGGUUAGCGGUGAUGCGACAUAUAUGUGCGACUCCGUUUUUGAAUUUGGAAUUUCCGUAAAGAAGUGCCGGCAAAAUAUGAUGCGAGCUCCGUAAGGGGGCAACGGAGCUGAGUAAGAAGAAAAUAGGAGCUCUGUAAGUGGGCAGCGGGAGCUGAGUAGGCAGCCAUUAGGAGCUCCGUAAGGGGGCAACAGGAGCUACGUAAGCAGCCAUUACGGGCUCCGUAAGGGGGCAACGGGAGCUACGUAAGCAGCCAUUACGGGCUCCGUAAGGGGGCAACGGGAGCUACGUAAGCAGCCAUUAGGAGCUCCGUAAGGGGGCAACGGGAGCUACGUAAGCAGCCAUUAGGAGCUCCGUAAGGGGGCAGCGGGAGCUACGCAAGGGAGGCGGACGUGGCGAGGCGGAGCGAUGCACGUCCGUAGCCCAGCGCGCGUGUGCUUCCCCCGCUUCCCGAGACUCCCCGCCCUCCCUCCCCCACUCGCGUCUCGCUUGUAAACCUUCAAAGGUCAGAAUCUUCCCUCGCGGACUGUGAUAGGUGAUCACUAGAGCGGCGGCGACCGUCGUGGCGUGCGUACGGCUCCGCACUGAAACCCAACCCUGUGUGUAGAAAGAGGGUAUCCCUCGAUCAUCGUGUCGUAGGUCUAGUUAGAAUUGUUCGUUCAUCUUGUGUCUCUCUCGCAUCUGCCAUCAUGUGUGGGAGGCCAUGUGCAUAUAUAUAUAUAUAUAUAUAUAUAUGUAUGAUGAUGAUGAUGAUGAUGAUGUUGAUGAUAAUGAUGAUG